AUGUUCACAAGACGGUCGCAAACCGCACAAUUCACCUCAUAUCGCGAACGAGCGUUGCGCCGCCUCCGUAAUCAUGGGUUUCUCCGCACGAACCAGUUUGAGGUAGAGAAGACCUUGAAUGGGCUGGAGGAAACCUUUCGGGUGCACCAUCGUGAAGCUCUGGCGGACGCGCUGCGCGAUGGACUAGAUAGGUUAGACCCUGUCCCGGAAAAAUGGCGUCCCGACUUCCUUCAUCUCCUUCUCGAGCUCUCCGAUCGACCCCUGCAGAACACCAGCCUCGAUGAUCUUGACGCUCUUCGGCAGCCCGCACCAGAAGAUGGCCCGCAGCUUCGGUGGGAAGACAUUGCCAAGGAGGAUGGUUGGGAUGAUGACCCUGAUCUCUGGGCUUCCUUGCAGUAUGACGACUCGGGGAGUGAUAUUGAACAAGGUUAUCUAUCCGACACCGCCAGCGAUUCUCAUUCCUCUAGAUCCAACCAGUCUGAGGCCGAAGCCCCGGCACGAGUAGCAACCGAUUAUAUCACCGAAUCUCGGGAUGAUACGACGCUUGAAGAGCUCCAACGAGCCCAAGAGUGGAGAGCAUAUGCAACAACACAACCCUCUACGAGUCAGUCCCCAAAACCUACUGUUCCAGAACUUCAAGUAGUUCGCGAGGUCUUGUCGAUGCUCCGGGGGCAGAGAACAACCAUGUUCUCCAAAGAUUAUGAGCCCAACCUUGUGUUCCAGCUCGCCAACGUCUCGAGUGACGCGCCGAAUCUUUUCGAAUGCUUCCGCUACUACCUGCGCCCCAUGAGGCUCUGGAUGAGGGAAGGUGAACUAAUACCAGGAGACAAAAUUUUCUUUGUCUCCGAAUCGGCCACUCACGUACCCCUCAACCAGGUCUGGAAGGGCCAAUUCCGGCUCAGGCAGACUUCGGAUGGCGCCCUCAUCGUGAUUCUCAAACACCUAGGCAAGUACACUCCCGUACGGGAGGAUCUGGGCGGAGAAAACGAGCCCGCCUUUGAUUUCGACUCUGUGAUUUCGUCAGCUUCGGACCUUGCUCCCUUCACCGAGCUUUUCAACGACGUCUUUGAGCGCUGGGUUCGGAGCAAGCACCAGGCAACGGCUAUCAAUCUAAAACGCGUGCUCCUCGAGUCGUGCGGGCUGUCGACGGAUCUUGAGGUUUUGCAGCAACUCUACUUCAUGUCCGAUGGCUCUCUCGCAGAGGUCUUCUCCACCUCUCUCUUCAAGAAACUCGACGUGCUCAGCGCUGGCUGUCGAGAUAGGUAUACGUUGACCUCUCUAGCCCAGGAGGUUUACUCUCCCAGUAUUCCGCACCACCGGCUAUCCGUCGCGAUCACGCAACAAGGCCAUGGCAUACCUACCUCAGCUGCGCGGGACUUUGUUCGGAAGCUGCUGCCAACAAUCUCGCUCAGCUACAACGUCCGCUGGCCAGUGCAAAUGAUACUAGCCGAGGAGAGCAUAUCCCGGUACAAGGCCGUCUAUACCCUCCUUCUGCAGUUGCGCCGCGCAACCUACAUGUUAAAAAAGCACCGGAUUCUUGCCAACGACACGACCGACGGAGAUAACUGGGACGACCGGAGUGCUUACUACCUAGUACGUGCAAAGCUUCUCUGGUUUUGCAACACAUUUCACAGCUACCUGACAACCCUUGUGCUGGCUCCCAACUGCGCGAAACUGCGGCUAGAUCUAGAAUCUUCCCACGAUGUCGAUUCCAUGAUUGAGGUACAUCUUGCUUUCACAAAACAAGUGAUGGACGAGUGUUGCCUCGGAAGCAAGCUUGCGCCUAUUCGAGAAGCCAUCCUCGAUCUCGUUGAUUUGACGAUCCAGCUCGAGAAGGCCUACGUGCUCAACGCAAGGAGAGAAAAUGAGGAAAUGCAAGAGAUUUCCCGGCUUUCCUUCAUCACAUCGCCCCUCGUGCCCCAAUGCGAGCCACACCUGCGCGAUGACGAGGCAGCGCGUGCAUACCCUCCCGAUCACUACGAAAUCAAGACGUUUAGAGAGACGGUUUUGACGCUGCACUCGGCCUUUGACAAACAUUUGAGGUUUGUGACGGAAGGCUUGAGAGCUGUGGCGAGGGCAACGGGUCACUCGGCAGGGGUCAAAUGGGACAUCUUGGCAGAAAUGCUCGAGUCUGGAACUAUGGGCACUAGAUUCCAAGGCUGGGCGUAG
Molecule: messenger RNA, 2169 nt
Organism: Parascedosporium putredinis
Lineage: Eukaryota; Fungi; Ascomycota; Sordariomycetes; Microascales; Microascaceae
Source: the annotation of a GenBank genome assembly